AUGGCACCCAUCUCAGCCCUUUAUAUCACUGGACUUGGAUCACAAUACCCUCAUUAUAUUCUGACGCCAGAAAAACUUGAUGAAUUUGCGGAACGCUUUAGCGAUGUCAGCAGUCCAGGAGUUAAAAAGCUGCUUCAAAUAAACCGUUCAACAGGCAUUGAAACUCGAUCAGCAAUUCAUUCUUACGAAGAUGGGUUUGCUACUCAAGAAGAGCGACCUUCAGUCCGGGAUCUUGAUCAGUUCUUUCGACAAGCAGGGGUCGACCUCGCGGUUCAGGCAUGUCAGAAGGCUCUCCAAGAAGCUCACAUCACCCCCGAGCAGAUCACUCAUACCGUUGGGGUCACCUGUACCAACCAUGGCAGCCCGGGAUAUGAUCUACUUGUAGUUCGACAGCUCGGCUUGUCACCCCAGGUCGAUCGCAUGCUUCUACAUGGCGUCGGAUGUGCAGGCGGGCUCUCUAUCAUGCGCGCUGCCGCACAAAUAGCCAGCGGGGCCAGUCUACGGAGAAAGUCGGCUCGGAUUCUUGCCUUUGCCUGUGAGCUUUCCGGGGCUUUAUUUUCGGAUGCUGCCGCUGCAUUUAUUCUUUGUAAUGAGUAUGCGAUGGCAAAGGACGAGAAUGUCACCCCUGUGUUUGAGCUGGUUGAGUGGGGGACGAGUUUUAUUCCUGAUACGAUUGAGAACUUGUCUUUCUAUGCGGAUAUAGAUGGUUAUCGAACUGUUCUCUCUCGCGACGUUUCUAUCUACGCAAAGAAUGCUAUAAAACCAAUGUUUGAGAGCCUUCUCCUACCCUACAAGGAGAAAAUUAGUCCUGGACCAGGAGCUGGAGGCGAAGGUUUGCAAAUAUCGUUAGGAUCUGGUGAUUUUGACUGGGCUUUGCAUCCCGGCGGACAAACUAUUAUCAAAGGGGCUCAACAGGUUCUACAAUUAAGAGAUGAUCAACUGCAAGCAAGUCGCGAAAUUUACCGCACGCGAGGAAACUCGUCCAGUGCAACUGUUUUGAUUGUUCUGGAUCGACUUCGUACAUUGGGUAAGAAGGAGCACAUUGUUGCGACUUCGUUUGGCCCAGGAAUGACUAUUGAGAUGGCAAUUCUGAGAAGAUGUGAGACACCUCAAUAG
This is a messenger RNA of Penicillium canescens, 1116 nucleotides long. RefSeq lists its product as uncharacterized. The transcript has 4 exons. The coding region runs from base 1 to 1116 and encodes 371 amino acids. NCBI's taxonomy places the organism in Eukaryota, Fungi, Ascomycota, Eurotiomycetes, Eurotiales, Aspergillaceae. The record is from RefSeq and is a predicted model, not a curated record. Gene Ontology annotation, biological process: polyketide biosynthetic process. Gene Ontology annotation, molecular function: acyltransferase activity, transferring groups other than amino-acyl groups.